AUGAAUGACAAGAUCCUUUCUCUUAUGAAAGAGACAGAGACACAUUAUCAGGAGCUUGAGGAAGACCGUUUGUGGUUAAAUUUCAUCGAAGGAGCAUCAAAUGUACCAGACGGUCUUUCUCAAACUCUUGGUGAGGGAGUGAUACAGCAGAUUUGUCAGAGUAUUGUGGUACCAAAUGUGAGGUUGAGGGAGGAGGACGAGGAACUCUUUGAAAUGAAUUAUGUUGAGUUCAUUCGGAGGGAUAUUGAGGGUAGUGAUCUUGAUACUAGGAGGAGAAUUGCGAGUGAGCUUCUUAAAGGGAUUGCGACCAAUUAUAAGCAACAGGUCACCGAGAUAGUUUCUGCACAGAUUCAGCAUUUGUUAACUUCGUUUGCUGCAAACCCAGUUACGAAUUGGAAGGAUAAGGACUGUGCCAUAUACUUAGUUGUCUCCCUUGCUACUAAGAAGGCUGGGGAUAGUUUGGUCUCGACAGAUUUUGUUGAUGUUCAGAGUUUUUUUGCUUCAGUUAUUGUGCCGGAGUUGAAGGGUCAGGAUGUGAAUGGGUUUCCGAUGCUUAAGGCAGGUGCACUGAAAUUCUUUACAAUGUUCAGGAAUCAAAUAUCAAAGGAUGUUAUAGUUCAGAUUUUCCAAGGUUUGGUUUGGUUCCUUGUUGCGGAAUCAAAUUUAGUUCAUUCUUAUGCUGCAAGUUGUAUUGAGAAACUGUUGCUGGUCAAGGAUGAGGGGGGAAGAUCUACGUAUACUGCACAUGACGUUGCUCCAUAUUUUUGUUGAGCUGAUGACCAACCUAUUUAAUGCCUUCAAAUUUCCAGAGUCCGAGGAGAAUCAAUAUAUAAUGAAGUGUAUCAUGCGGGUUCUUGGGGUAGCAGAAAUACACCUAUUGUGAUGCGUGUUAUUCUUGCAUCAAUCCGUGGGACUGUGAUGGAGCUUGGAAAUACACCUAUUGUGACUUCUAGGCUAGUGAUGCAACUCUUGGCUGGGUCCAAGUUCAUUGAAGUGGACAACAGUUUUUGCGAGGAUCGUGCCCUCUUAAAUGGGGCACAAAAGUUGUUAGGCAUCCUGAUUGCUGUUGGUCUUGCAGUUGGUCCUGCGAAGGUCUGGGUCACCAGGAGUCCAGCC
This is a messenger RNA of Quercus lobata, 1116 nucleotides long. Its product is annotated as exportin-2-like. The record is from RefSeq and is a predicted model, not a curated record. The transcript has 4 exons. Gene Ontology annotation, biological process: protein export from nucleus; protein import into nucleus. Gene Ontology annotation, molecular function: nuclear export signal receptor activity. Gene Ontology annotation, cellular component: nuclear envelope; cytosol. The coding region runs from base 1 to 771 and encodes 256 amino acids. NCBI's taxonomy places the organism in Eukaryota, Viridiplantae, Streptophyta, Magnoliopsida, Fagales, Fagaceae.